This is a messenger RNA of Closterium sp. NIES-65, 951 nucleotides long. The record is from the annotation of a GenBank genome assembly. Lineage: Eukaryota; Viridiplantae; Streptophyta; Zygnematophyceae; Desmidiales; Closteriaceae.
AUGUGCCUACAGCAGCAGCCGCCGCCAGAGCCUGCAGCACCAGCCGCCGCCAGAGUCUACAGCAGCAGCCGCCGCCAGAGUCUGCAGCAGCAGCCGCCGCCAGACCUGCAGCAGCUGCCGCCACCGACCCAGCAGCAGCAGCCGCCGCUCUAUCAACAGCAGCAGCCGCCGCCGCUCUACCGCAGCAGCUACCGCCGCCCAGCUGCAGGUGCCGCCCCUGGACCCCAGAAGCCGCCCCUGGACCCGGUACGCCUUGUGCUGCCCGUGCCUGUGCUGCCCGUGCCUGUGCUGCCCGUGCCUGUUGCUGCCCGUGCCUGUGCUGCCCGUGCCUGUGCUGCCCGUGCCUGUGCUGCCCGUGCCUGUGCUGCCUGUGCCUGUUGCUGCCCGUGCCUGUUGCUGCCCGUGCCUGUGCUGCCCGUGCCUGUGCUGCCCGUGCCUGUGCUGCCCGUGCCUGUGCUGCCCGUGCCUGUGCUGCCCGUGCCUGUUGCUGCCCGUGCCUGUGCUGCCCGUGCCUGUUGCUGCCCGUGCCUGUGCUGCCCGUGCCUGUGCUGCCCGUGCCUGUGCUGCCCGUGCCUGUGCUGCCCGUGCCUAUUGCUGCCCGUGCCUGUGCUGCCCGUGCCUGUGCUGCCCGUGCCUGUGCUGCCCGUGCCUGUGCUGCCCGUGCCUGUUGCUGCCCGUGCCUGUGCUGCCCGUGCCUGUUGCUGCCCGUGCCUGUGCUGCCCGUGCCUGUGCUGCCCGUGCCUGUGCUGCCCGUGCCCGUGCUGCCCGUGCCUCUUGCUGCCCGUGCCUGUGCUGCCCGUGCCUGUGCUGCCCGUGCCUGUGCUGCCCGUGCCUGUGCUGCCUGUGCCUGUUGCUGCCCGUGCCUGUGCUGCCCGUGCCUGUGCUGCCCGUGCCUGUGCUGCCCGUGCCUGUUGCUGCCCGUGUCUCGUGCUUGCGCCCCCCUGUCACUGA